AUAUACCACCCUUUGAUGCUGGAAUGCAGGGCCUUAGAGAUAAACAAUUCAGGCCCCUUGCUGUAAGGGAGGGGAAGGGAGCCUUUUGUCCUGUGACGGGAUGUGAGUCAGGAUGUUUACAGUCCACCAUCAGGUCUCCAGCUAGGAAGGCAGGAAGAGAUAAGAAAAACAGGUAGCACAACCCCCUCCUUGGUAUCCAGGUGGGUCUGGACAACCCCCUCCUUGGUAUUUAGAUGAAAGGUCAAGAAUGUGCCACUCAGCUUAGCCUUAUUUAAACUGACCAAUGAAAUGAGUCCCCAUAACCACGCUUUUUUGCUUCUGUACCCGCGCUUUUGCUCUCCUAUAAGAACCCCUCACCCCCAACCUGGGGGCGCGCAAAUCUUCCGAGAGACCUUGCCGCCCCAGGUACCUGUGUAUUCAAAUAAACCUCUUGCAGUUUGCAUCCGUAAGUGUGGCUUCGUCGGGUUUGUGGGUUUGGGGCCUCUCUCGCUAGGAAGACAUCCUUCGGGGGUCUUUCAUUUUGGUGCGUUGGCCGGGAAGUCUGAGGCCCCCACCCAGGAACCAUCGACCACCUUCGGGAGGUAAGCUGGCCAGCAUUCUGUAUGUCCUAUGAAUGUCUCACGUCUUUUGUGUUUGAAUGUUGCGCUGCGAAUUUGAACUCUGUUUGAUUCAGCUGGGUCGAUCUGUAUCUGUAUCUGGCGGGUCUCGGAAGGGACCGACGGGUCCGAACUUUCCCCCCCGCAACCCUGGAAGACGUUCCGAGGGUGUCUGGUCUGUCUGGAGCCCGAUUUUUCGGGGCUCAUCUGUCAGAACCCGCGACCAGAGCCGGACUUUUUGGGUCGCCCCCCUGGUCCGAGGGUCACGUGGUUCUUCUGGGAGGUCAAUCGUCCGGACCUUUUCUGAAGCCUCCGUCUGAAUUUUUGCUUUCGGGGUUUCGCCGAAGCCGCGCAGCGCGUCUGAUUGUCAGUCUGUUUGUCUUAUUGUUCAUUUUUGUGGUCUGUCUGUUCAUUUAUUGGAAUACUAACAUGGGACAGUCGCUAACCACUCCCUUAAGCCUUACUCUAGACCACUGGUCGGACGUCUCUAACCGAGCGAGCAAUCGGUCGUUUGAGGUCAAGAAGAAAAAAUGGCGGACUGUCUGUUCCUCGGAAUGGCCCGCAUUCAACCUGGGCUGGCCGCGGGAUGGCACCUUUGACAAAAACAUUAUCUUGCAGGUUAAAGAACGGGUCUUCGAUAAAGGACCCCAUGGACGUCCUGACCAGGUCGCUUAUAUCGACACCUGGGAAAGUUUGGCUUAUGAUCCACCCCCCUGGGUGGCUCCUUUUAUUUCUCCAGACAAACCCCAACCUUCCCUAAGCCUCAUUCCCUCGGCCCCGAAUCCUCCUUUGCCCUCCCCUCCUUUGCCUUCCCUACCUAAACCCCUUACUCCUACGGCCUCCUCUCUUUAUCCUACACUGACGAAGAAGGGGGCCCUCAAGCCGUCUGUCCUCCCCCCUGACCCAAAUGCCCCUCUCGUAGACCUCCUAUCCGACGAAGAUCCUCCUCCCUAUAAUCCCCAGGAGGAGCCCGGAGAUCGUGAAGCCGACCCUAUGGCGCCCUCGUCACAGAACUCCCUGCCUGUUGCCUCUCCCGUCGCAAGCAGGCUCCGGGGAAAGCGUGAACCAUCUCCCCCAGACUCAACUUCCCGAGCAUUUCCCUUGCGACAGGGAAAUGACGGCCAACUUCAAUACUGGCCCUUUUCUGCCUCUGAUUUAUAUAAUUGGAAACAACACAAUCCCCCUUUUUCUAAAGACCCCAUAGUAUUAACUAACCUAAUAGAAUCUAUUCUGACCACCCACCAGCCAACCUGGGACGACUGUCAACAGCUUUUACAGGCUCUCCUCACUUCUGAGGAGAAACAAAGAGUCCUCGUAGAGGCACGGAAGCAGGUCCUAGGAGAUGAUGGAAGGCCAACCCAGCUGCCCAAUGAAAUCGAUGCCGCCUUCCCUCUCACCAGGCCUGACUGGGAUCACACUACGGUUGCAGGUAGGACGCACCUACGCCUUUACCGCCAGUUGCUCAUAGCGGGUCUCCGAGGGGCUGGUCGCCGCCCCACCAAUUUGGCACAGGUAAAGCAGACAAUCCAAGGGGCAGAUGAGUCUCCAGCAGCAUUUUUGGAAAGACUUAAGGAAGCAUAUCGUAUGUAUACGCCUUAUGAUCCUGAGGACCCAGGGCAGGCUACUGGUAUGUCGAUGUCUUUUAUUUGCCAGUCUGCACCCGACAUUAGGAACAAGUUACAGAGGUUGGAAAAUUUGCAGGGAUAUACACUGCAAGAUCUGCUUAAGGAAGCCGAGAAAAUCUUUAAUAAGAGGGAGACUCAAGAGGAAAGGGAGGACCGUAUCCGUAGAGAAAAAGAAGAAAGGGAGGACAGACUAAGAAGGGAGGCAGAGGAGAAGGAGGAUGCUAGAGACAGAAAGAGAAAUAGAGAACUGAGUCGUCUCUUGGCCGCCGUAGUUCAGGGACAGGACAGCCGAAAGGGAGACAGGAUGGGAGAACGGAGAGGCCCUCGCGUGGAACGCGACCAAUGCGCCUACUGCAAGGAAAAAGGGCAUUGGGUAAAGGAUUGCCCUAAGAAGACCCGCAGACCCAGAGGCCCCAAACCACAAGCCUCACUCCUAGCCCUAGAUGAAGACUAGGGAAGUCGGGGCCAGGAGCCCCCCCCUGAGCCCAGGAUAACACUCGAUGUCGGGGGGCAGCCAGUUACCUUCCUAGUGGAUACAGGUGCUCAGCAUUCAGUUCUUACCCGGUCACCAGGCCCGCUCAGUGAACGAACUGCUUGGGUACAAGGGGCCACAGGCGGAAGAAGAUAUCGAUGGACCACCGAACGGAAGGUACAACUAGCAACUGGUAAAGUAACUCACUCCUUCCUACACGUACCAGACUGCCCCUAUCCCUUACUAGGGCGAGACUUACUCACCAAACUGAAAGCCCAAAUUCACUUUGAGGGGGCAGGGGCUCGAGUGUCGGGUCCAAAUGGAAACCCCCUCCAAGUCUUGACCUUACAAUUGGAAGACGAAUACCGACUAUAUGAGCAGGACUCUAAGACACAAGGAUCCAGAGACUUGGACAUAUGGCUUACAGAGUACCCACUGGCAUGGGCCGAGACUGGGGGUAUGGGGCUAGCCCUACAGCAGCCCCCUUUGAUCGUAGACCUGAAGGCCACAGCCACCCCAGUCUCAGUCAAACAAUACCCCAUGUCGAAUGAGGCCUACCAGGGGAUAAGACCUCAUAUAAAGAGACUAUUAGAACAAGGUAUUCUGAUUCCCUGUCGGUCACCUUGGAAUACCCCCCUCCUCCCAGUAAAGAAACCAGGGACAGAGGAUUAUCGACCAGUACAGGACCUCAGGGAAGUUAAUAAGAGGGUUGAAGACAUACACCCGACCGUCCCCAAUCCAUACAAUUUACUAAGCACCCUGCCACCAUCUCACACCUGGUAUACAGUGCUAGACUUGAAGGAUGCCUUCUUCUGUCUCAGAUUAAGCCCCAAAAGCCAACCCCUUUUCGCCUUCGAAUGGAAGGACCCCGAAUUGGGAAUUUCAGGCCAACUGACUUGGACCCGACUCCCACAAGGUUUUAAGAAUAGUCCCACGCUCUUUGACGAGGCCUUGCACCGGGACCUUGCGGACUUCAGAGUUCAACACCCAUCAUUGAUCCUACUCCAGUACGUGGACGACCUUCUACUGGCAGCCUCCACAGAACGUGACUGUCGACAAGGUACGGGGGCCCUAUUGCAAACUCUGGGACGGCUGGGCUAUCGAGCAUCUGCCAAAAAGGCCCAGAUAUGCCAGACUGAGGUGACCUAUUUGGGAUAUAAAUUAAAAGAAGGGCAGCGUUGGCUUACAGCCUCACGCAAGGAAACUGUAUCCCGUAUACCUGCACCUCGAGACCAUCGCCAGCUGAGGGAAUUCCUGGGGACUGCCGGGUUCUGCCGCUUAUGGAUACCAGGCUUCGCAGAAAUGGCAGCUCCUCUCUACCCCCUCACAAAGCAGGGGGUACCAUUCGGAUGGACAGAUAAACAACAAAAGGCUUUUGAGGACAUCAAACGCGCCCUCCUGUCCUCUCCAGCACUGAGCCUGCCUGACGUCACUAAACCAUUCGAACUGUUCGUUGAUGAAAAACAAGGUUAUGCCAAGGGGGUUUUGACCCAAAGGCUUGGGCCAUGGAAAUGCCCUGUCGCGUACUUAUCAAAGAAAUUAGACCCAGUAGCCUCAGGCUGGCCCCCUUGUCUACGGAUGGUGGCAGCCAUUGCCGUCCUUAUUAAGGAUGCUGGCAAACUGACUUUGGGACAGCCCUUGACCAUUUUGGCACCCCAUGCCGUCGAGGCCUUGAUUAGGCAGCCCCCUGACCGGUGGCUCUCCAACGCCCGCAUGACCCACUACCAAUCCUUGCUGUUGGAUACGGACCGAGUCCAGUUCGGACCUGUAGUCGCCCUUAAUCCGGCGACCUUGCUACCCACACCGGAAGGACCAGACCAGCAUGACUGCCUUCAGAUCCUCGCGGAAAUGCAUGGAACCCGGAUGGACUUGACUGAUCAGCCCCUCCCAGAUGCGGACCACACCUGGUACACCGAUGGGAGCAGUUAUCUACUGAAUGGAGAAUGCAGGGCGGGAGCUGCAGUUACCACGGAGACCCAGGUAAUCUGGGCCAGUGCCUUACCCAGCGGCACCUCGGCCCAACGAGCUGAACUCAUCGCUCUGACUCAAGCCCUUAGGUUGGGAGAAGGUAAGAAGCUGAAUGUUUAUACUGAUAGCCGGUAUGCUUUCGCCACCGCACACAUACAUGGAGAAAUAUACCGGAGACGAGGGCUCUUAACCUCAAAAGGCAAGGAAAUUAAAAAUAAAGCAGAGAUCCUUGCUCUAUUAGAGGCCUUAUUCCUCCCCAAGAGACUGAGCAUUAUGCAUUGUCCCGGACACCAAAAAGGAGAUCACGCCGAGGCCAGAGGAAAUCGGCGGGCGGAUGAAGCGGCCCGAGAGGCUGCUUUGGGACCACAAAUUCUCCCCCUAAUAUCCGAGCCCGUCCAAUCCACAAUAGACUGGGCCUAUGAUAAAGAGGACAUAAACCUACUCCAAAAAUUGGGGGCAGAAUAUAACCCAGCGAAUAGACGUUGGAUUUAUCGGGGAAAAAUAGCAGUGCCCAUAAAAAUAACCCAGGAACUUAUAGACUACUUACAUAAGUUGACCCAUUUGGGUACGAAGAAAAUGAAAACCCUCCUAGACAGAAUGGAAACUGGACAAUACCUCUUGAACAGGGACAGGGCACUCCAACGGGCAACAGACAAUUGCAGGGCCUGUGCCCAAAUCAAUGCAGGUCACUCGAAAGCCCUCCAAGGGGUACGCCUCAGAGGACAUCGACCCGGUGUCCACUGGGAAAUAGACUUUACUGAAGUUAAACCUGGCUUAUAUGGGUACAAGUACCUGCUGGUUUUUAUAGACACCUUUUCAGGAUGGGUAGAGGCCUAUCCCACCAAACAUGAAACGGCUAAGAUGGUUGCCAAAAAGCUAUUAGAAGAAAUUUUUCCCCGAUAUGGUAUGCCAAAGGUAUUGGGAUCUGAUAACGGGCCAGCCUUCGUCUCCCAGGUAAGUCAGUUGGUGGCCAAGUUACUGGGGAUUGAUUGGAGAUUACAUUGUGCUUAUAGACCCCAGAGUUCAGGACAAGUAGAACGUAUGAAUAGAACUAUUAAGGAGACUUUGUCUAAAUUAACGCUCGCUACUGGCUUAAAGGAUUGGGUGUUGCUCCUGCCCCUGGCCCUAUAUCGGGCCAGGAACACCCCCGGGCCACAUGGCCUUACCCCUUUUGAAAUAUUAUAUGGGGCACCGCCUCCAGCCAUACAUUUCUUUGACACGGACAUUGCAGACUAUGCUAACUCCCCUUCUCUACAAGCCCACUUGCAGGCCCUGCAGCUGGUACAACAAGAGGUCUGGAAACCCCUAGCAGCCGCCUACAAAGACAACCUUAACCAGCCAGUGGCACCUCAUCCGUACCAGAUCGGGGACACUGUUUGGGUCCGUAGACAUCAAACUAAGAACCUGGAACCGCGCUGGAAGGGACCAUACACUGUUCUCCUGACCACCCCAACGGCGCUCAAGGUGGACGGAAUUGCUGCCUGGAUCCACGCCUCACACGUGAAAGCCGCCAGCUCAGAACAACAGACAGCCAGCCAAAAGGAAGGAUGGAAGAUCCAACGCUCCCAAAACCCCUUAAAGAUAAGACUGGUUCGAAAAUGAUAUUAUGGGCAGUAGUCUUUCCCAUGUUGAUCUUGGGAUCCAUGGGGGCUCCUAAUGGAAGCCCCCACGCAGUUUAUUCCUUAACUUGGCAGAUUAUUUCCCAGACUGGGGAGGUAGUCUGGAAGACGACUGGCCAACAUGCCCUCAAUACCUGGUGGCCUCCCCUCACCCCGGAUUUUUGUCAGCUAGCUGCGGGACUAGACUCUUGGGACAUAGCCACCACCGACUAUAAUCAAUUAACGAGAAACAUGCAGCCAACGGGGGGAGGAUCUGUAGGCUGCUCCAACCCCGGGCGAAGAUGUCGAUUAGCAGAGGCCAGCUUUUAUGUCUGCCCCCGGGAUGGCCGAGAUCGAGCUACGGCUUACAAAUGUGGGGGAUAUAAUGAAAUGUUCUGUGCGGCUUGGGGAUGUGAAACGACUGGGGAUGCCUACUGGAAACCCCAUUCCAGCUGGGAUAAGAUCAG
Myodes glareolus (Bank vole) is the source of this 6726-nucleotide messenger RNA. NCBI's taxonomy places the organism in Eukaryota, Metazoa, Chordata, Mammalia, Rodentia, Cricetidae. The record is from RefSeq and is a predicted model, not a curated record.